This is a messenger RNA of Ahaetulla prasina, 4041 nucleotides long. RefSeq names its product dynactin subunit 5 (gene DCTN5). The transcript has 6 exons. Lineage: Eukaryota; Metazoa; Chordata; Lepidosauria; Squamata; Colubridae. The record is from RefSeq and is a predicted model, not a curated record. The coding region runs from base 97 to 645 and encodes 182 amino acids.
CGGGCGAGCUGCGCCCAUUGGUCAGGGAGGGGGGGCUACGGAAGCCGGCUGGACGCGGUGGGCGUUCCCGCGGACGGGGCCGUGCCGGGCGCCGCCAUGGAGCUGGGCGAGAUGCUCUACAACAAGUCCGAGUACAUCGAGACGGCCUCCGGGAACAAGGUGAGCCGGCAGUCGGUGCUGUGCGGGAGCCAGAACAUCGUCCUCAACGGCAAGACCAUCGUCAUGAACGACUGCAUCAUCCGCGGGGACCUGGCCAACGUGCGCGUCGGGCGGCACUGCGUGGUCAAGAGCCGGAGCGUCAUCCGGCCCCCCUUCAAGAAGUUCAGCAAAGGGGUUGCCUUCUUCCCUCUGCACAUCGGGGAUCACGUCUUCAUUGAGGAGGAUUGUGUUGUCAAUGCGGCUCAGAUCGGCUCCUAUGUCCACAUAGGCAAGAAUUGCGUGAUCGGUCGCAGGUGUGUCCUGAAAGACUGCUGCAGAAUCCUUGACAACACAGUGUUGCCCCCGGAAACAGUGGUCCCACCUUUCACCGUCUUUUCCGGCUGCCCAGGGCUCUUCUCGGGGGAGCUGCCCGAAUGCACGCAGGAGCUGAUGAUCGAUGUCACCAAGAGCUACUACCAGAAAUUCCUGCCCCUCACCCAGAUUUGAGAAGCUCCUCCUCUGGCGGGGGGCUCAGGACUGGCAUGGCCUACGGGUGCCCUGCAGGCAGCUGGCUCCAGAGCUGACCGGCAGGUAUGCCAAAGACCACCUUCCUUGCUGGCGAUGUCCUCCCUCAUGGAUUGACCAGACCCUCUCCAGAAGUUCUUCUGGUUUCUCCUGGAUGGUUGGAAGAGGCUGGCCUUGACCUGGCUCCCCUCCAUGGGCUCCAUGAUGGUUGAGCAGGAGACUGACGCACUCAGUGCUUGUGGGGUGGGUGGGCGGGGGGUUGGUCUAGGAUGUUGCUGCUCUUGUUCUUGCUGGUCCUUCCCGCUCGAUCACAAUCCUCCCUUGAGGUGGUCCUGACCAGCCUUCUUGCUGCCGUUCAUUUUGUUCUGGAGCCCCUCAGAGCUUUCCUCAGAUGCUGUCAAGCCGUCUCUUCAGGCGACAGUUGUGAAAGCAGCUGCAGCCCAAAUCCAGAGCUCUGCUUUGUGGCUGUUAAUCCGAUUCUUUGUGGGGUUCAGGGGUGACCUGAGCUGGCAGGGCAGGAUCACACCCCUCUCCAAGGGACCACAGUUGCAUCCUCCAACCGAAGGUCCCUUAGGAGAAACUGGGCAAGAGGAAAGGACCGUGUGGGUCAUUGGAUGAGGGAGAUUAGCUACUUAGGGGGAGGGCAGGCAAACGGUCUCUGGGGGAAGUGCAGGCCCUUCUUUGCCCUGCCCUCUCUCAUCUCUUCCCAAAUAGGUAAAGCAGCCUACUUUGGCUCUCUUCGUUCUUUGUCUUCUUGUGCUGCCACUUUCUGCAUGUUAGACUUCAGCUUAAGUUGUUCCAGGCUGUGUGUGUGGCUGCACUCGCACACCUGUGUGUGUUUCUGCGUUCUUGGCCUGUAAACUUCCACUGUGUAUUAACCAACCAGGGACCAUUUGACACAUUGUAGGAACAUUUGCUCACUGCACAGGUGCUCUCUGGUUUGUUGGCCUUUACCUGUAUGUAUAUUAAAGUCUGAACUGCCCAACCAAGCAUGUUGGCCGUGGUGGUUCUCUCACAUCGGUCUCUGGGGAGGAUUGGUCACCUGGCCACUCAGCUUCUCCAUGUGCCCAGGAGGCCCAGUGCUUGUUGGGUAAUGAAACAUCUGCAGCUGCGAUGCAGUCACCUUCACAACCUUCCUCCAAAAGGGGAUUUUGAAGUGGAUGAAAGCUGUAAGAGUUGUGGAGUUAAGUGAUGGGCCCUUCAGAAGAGGGCACAUCAGCGCUUCCAUCAGACAGAAUGGAAUCACACCGCCCCGCAAGGAAUUAUUAAUCACUUCCCAGACCCAGUCAUGCAUCCCCUCCUGGGCAACCUUAACCAGCCAGGAGGGACGCGAACCCAUCACAGAGAUAGCUGAACCAGCAGUUGAAGAGCCCUGUCCACUUCCUCGGGGUUCCUCAGGAUUACUUUGGUAGCCAAAAUUCUACUGUCAGGCCCAAGCUCCAAUGACACCACAGUGUGAUCCAGUUCAGGUCUUUGUUUGCUUAUACCUGAAGGACGGAAUCUUGCCAGACCAAACUUGUAAAGUCUCCAAACUUGGCGACUGUAAGACUUGUGGAUGCGUGGCUGGCUGAGGAAUUCUGAGAAUUAAAAGUCCUCAAGUUUUAAAGUUGCCAGGUUUGGAGAGACCUGUUCUAACCUCUAACACAUAUCCUGAGAGAUUUUCCUCUCCUCACCACCUGGUUCAGGACUGCAGCCUCUUGUCCUUGGCCUCUUUCUGGAAUGUGCUGCUUCCUCCCUGGGAAGGGCUGGGAACAUUCCCUAUUGCCCUUUCUUCUGUUACAUCUACUUCAAUGGGUGUGUGAUUUGUAAGAAGCACUUUUCACCUCGUGCUGUAGCUGUCUGGAGCCCUUGUGGGCGAUCCUUGUCCUCUCCUGACCUGGAGAGGAGCCCUCACAAAGAGCCAGUCCAUUCACCGGCUCUUCAUUUUUCUGCGAUCAUGAGCUCUGUUCUCAACACAGCCAUCUUCGGUUCGCCUUUCUUCCCUGGAAAUCUCAACUCACCUGGAGGAGGAUUCAGGGCAGCAUCUCCCCAGACAAGUCAAUGGUUCUGGGGGUGUGGAUGCUCCCUUGGCCACAAAUGUCAGCUCUUCUCGUUUGCUAUGAACACUAAUACUACUUUGAUUAUUGUAAGACAACAGAACCUGGCAAGUCUGAAUAGCUUUUCCCUCCCCCUUGGUUGCAAUUCAAAGAUACUCCUUCCUGAAAAUUUCAAGUAACUCUCUUGGUUGCUGGGAAAAUCUCUUUCAGAUAAUUCUUCUAAGAGCCACGGUGGCGCAGUGGUAAGAGUGCAGUACUGCAGGCUACUUCUGCUGACUGCCAGCUGCCUUCAGUUUGGCAGUUCAAAUCUCAUCAGGCUCAAGGUUGACUCAGCCUUCCAUCCUUCUGAGGUCGGUAAAAUGAGGACCCAGAUUGUUGGGGGUGAUAAGCCGACUGUGAAUCGCUUAGAGAGGCCUGUAAAACACUAUGAAGCAGUAUAUAAGUGCUGUUGCUAAGUACAGGUAAUCCCCGACAUACAAUAAUUUGUUUAGAGACCAUUUGAAGUUAACAAUAGCACUGAAAAAAGUGUGUUAUGACCAUUUUUCACACGACCGUUGCAGCCUCCCCCUGAUUACGUGAUUCACAUUUGGAUGCUUGGCAAUUGGUUCAUAUUUAUGAUGGUUGCCUUUUGCAGUGUUCUGACAAACAGAGUCAAUGGGGAAGCCAGGUUCACUUAAACAACCGUGUUUCUAAUUGAACAAUUGCAGUGAUUCACUUAAAUGCAAGGAAAAUGGGACAAAAUUCACUUAGCAAAUUUCUCACUUAGCAACAUAACUUCUAGUCUAUUGUGGAAAUAAGUCAAGAACUGCCUGUUCAGAAGUCAGAGUCAAAUAGGUAUUGCUAUUUAUCUGUUCUAUCUGCCAUUCUUACAACACGCACACACAAACACAUUGAUUGAAAGGAGUUCUCUAAAACAGACCGAAGGAUGUCUUAGCAUCCCAAGGAAGAAGAUGCUUCAGCCAUCCCCAGUGGGUAAAUGCUAAAGAACUUCCUAUUGUUAGAGGAGGUUCUUCCUACACCUACACAAAUUAAGAAAGUCCAGCUGCCUCUUGAAAAGUAUCUUUAGAUCAUUAAGUCGAGGGCUACCUGGACCUUUGAUGUGUUGGAGGGCUUUAGUUGGUUUGUGUACUAUUGUAAUGCUGUGUAGUUGUAGUAGUGUGUGGAUUGUCGCAGGUAAAUUUUUCGUUUUGUAGCUUCUUUUGAUUGGCACUUUGAUAAAUUUGUAUAGGUACCUAUUGUGUUGGACGACGUUGUACAGACAGUUUGUUUUCCUUUUUCUGAUGUUCUGGAUUGUUGCAGCGCAUUUGUAGUCACCUGAAUAAAGUUCUCACAUGGCUCCUCU